AUGGGCGAGCACAGUAUUUUUAGCCACCUCUAUCGCAAUCCAGACCAACAUGACAGUUCUCCAAGCUGUAGCAAUGGACCGUCACCUUGGGCCCAAUUUCAAGAUCCGAGCUGGAUCCAUCGUAGUCGUAGUCCCAAUCCCCACAGCCAUCUUCAUUGCCUUGUUCGAUCGGUUCUGUUCCCCACCUGGCAGAAGCUGACUGGUCCAUUCUUAGACCCGCCGCUACGAAUCGGAAUAGGCCAUGUGUUCACCAUACUGAGCAUGGCAAUAUCAGGCCUGGUGGAGUCAAAAAAGCUAAAGAUAGCCCAUGAUCACCACCUCCAGGAACAGCAGGGUGCCACAGUGCCUAUGCUGUCCUUGCGGCUGUUCCCACAACUAGUUGUGGUAGGGAUUGGACAAGCAUCUCAUUUUCCAGUAAACGUUUCAUUGUACUAUCAAGAAUUCCCUGUCUCGAUGAAAAGCACAGCAACUGCCAUGAUUUCUAUAGUCGUCGGGAUUGCUUUCUAUGCGAGCACAGCUCUGGUUGAUCUGAUCAGGAAUGUUACAAGAUGGUUGCCAGCUGACAUAAACGAUGGGAGGCUAGACAAUUCAGUAGUGGCAGAAGCUUGAGAGUCCAAGCAGUUCCCUGGUGACUCUGAAGCGCCAAUGUCAGAUUCCAGAAGCAAAAAGGGUGGUUUGAUCACCUUAUUCUUCAUUGCAGGGACCCUGUCAGGGGUGAUGCUGUCUGGUUUCGGAUGGUUAGCAAACCUGAUUGUCUACCUGGUUGAGGAAUUCCAUGUGGAUAGCAUUGAUGCUACUCAGAUUUCCAACGUGGUUCAUGGUAGUAUAAACCUGAUUCCAAUCCUUGGAGCUGUCAUUGCUGACUCCUUCUUGGGAACCUUUUCUGUUGUUGCAAUUUCUAACUUUAUCUCUUCCCUGGGGAUGAUUCUGCUAACCUUAACAGCAAAAAUCGGCUCUUUGAAGCCCCCGCCUUGUGAAACUGGAUCAAGCCUGUGCCAAACUACAUCGAAACUACAAUUGGCAAUCCUAUAUGCGAGUAUGGCUAUGGCAUCUGCAAGUUUGGGAGGGAGCCGAUAUACUCUAGCAACAAUGGGAGCAAACCAACUUGAUAAGCCAAAAGAUAAAGAAUCUUUCUUCAAUUGGUUCUUUUUCACUAUAUUUGCUUCUUGCAUAAUAAGUUCCACAGCUCUUGUCUAUGUUGAGGAAAGCAUUAGCUGGGGGCUCGGAUAUGGCAUAUGUUCCGCUGCUAACUUCAUUGCUUUAGCCAUUUUCUUGGCCGGACACCGAUUCUAUCGGUAUGACAAGCCACGUGGGAGCCCAUUUACGGGUCUGCUUCGUGUUGCUGUUGCUGCUGUGAGGAAAAGGAAGGUCGAGCUAUCAUCCAGAAGUGAUGAUUAUUACCAUGAACAUGAUGGAACGAACAAGGUCAUGCCUGCAAUACCUAAACGGAGUUUCAGGUUCUUGAACCGGGCAGCGCUGAAAACGGAAGGAGACAUCCAUUCGGAUGGAUCAAUCGCAAGACCAUGGAAGCUAUGCAGUUUACAACAAGUAGAAGAUCUCAAAACUCUGAUAAGACUUUUCCCAAUAUGGUCAAGUGGUAUAUUUCUCACCACCCCUAUAGCAAUCCAAUCCAGCAUAACAGUUGUCCAGGCUCUAUCAAUGGACCGUAACCUUGGGUCCAACUUCAAAAUCCCUGCUGCAUCUAUUAUAGUCGUGAUCCUAGUAUCCUCAUCUAUCUUCGUAGCCCUCAUUGAUCGUUUCCUAUUUCCCACCUGGCAGAGGCUGAUUGGCAGGCCUCUGACGCCGCUGCAACGAAUCGGAGUAGGCCACAUUGUCAAUGUGCUAAGCAUGGGAAUUUCAGCCCUGGUGGAGUCAAAACGGUUGAAAACAGCCCAUGCUCACCACCUUGAGGCACAGCAUGGUGCCAUAGUGCCUAUGCUGGUCUGGUGGUUAUUUCCACAGCUUGUUGUGGUUGGCAUUGGCGAUGCAUUCCAUUUUCCAGGACAUGUUGCAUUGUACUACCAAGAAUUCCCUGCCUUACUGCGAAGCACAGCUACUGCCAUGGUUUCUUUGGUCGUCGGGAUUGCUUUCUAUGUCAGCACAGCUCUGCUCGAUCUAAUCAGGAAUGUUACAGGAUGGUUGCCAGAAAACAUAAACAGUGGAAGGCUAGAUAACCUGUAUUGGAUCUUAGUUACGGCAGGGUCCCUGAAUUUUAUUUAUUUUUUAGUCUGCGCUACGUUGUAUAAGUACCGAAACAUUGAAAAGGAAGUCGAUGAUGCUUCCAGCUUUGAUAUAUAAUAUUCCUGAAGAAACUAGAGCUGGAAGGCUUCAUAUCCUAUCCCCCAAGCCAAACUUGUUACGAAUUUAAGAUUUUCAAUUCAAAAAUCU
Molecule: messenger RNA, 2388 nt
Organism: Theobroma umbraticum
Lineage: Eukaryota; Viridiplantae; Streptophyta; Magnoliopsida; Malvales; Malvaceae
Product: protein NRT1/ PTR FAMILY 2.7-like
Biological process (GO): transmembrane transport
Cellular component (GO): membrane
Molecular function (GO): transmembrane transporter activity
Source: RefSeq, a predicted model, not a curated record